This is a messenger RNA of Cyclopterus lumpus (lumpfish), 1397 nucleotides long. RefSeq names its product poly(ADP-ribose) glycohydrolase. The transcript has 4 exons. Bases 9 to 443 code for a protein of 144 amino acids. Gene Ontology annotation, biological process: ATP generation from poly-ADP-D-ribose; carbohydrate metabolic process; regulation of DNA repair. NCBI's taxonomy places the organism in Eukaryota, Metazoa, Chordata, Actinopteri, Perciformes, Cyclopteridae. Gene Ontology annotation, molecular function: poly(ADP-ribose) glycohydrolase activity. Gene Ontology annotation, cellular component: cytoplasm; nucleus. The record is from RefSeq and is a predicted model, not a curated record.
CUGAGAAGAUGACCAGAGAACUCAACAAGGCAUACUGUGGAUUCUUCAGAAACAACGUCAACAGCAAGCACCUCUCUGCAGUAGCCACAGGCAACUGGGGCUGUGGGGCUUUUGGUGGAGACACACGGCUCAAAGCACUGAUUCAGUUGAUGGCUGCAGCAGAGGCUGGGAGAGACGUGGCGUACUACACAUUUGGAGAUGCUCAGCUUAUGAGGGAUGUUCAUGAAAUACACACUUUCCUCACCGAGAGACAAGUCACUGUUGGGAAGCUGUACUACCUUCUGAACCAGUACUCGAGUUUGAUGUGCCAGAAUUGCCAGACGACGCGACCUGACGUCAAUCUCUACAGUUUCAUCUACCAGAAAGUCUCUUCCCCUGCAGCCGCCGAUGCCCCAGACUCUAAGGAUUCUGGGAUGUCCCCUGUAACAUCAGAUUCUCACUAAUACGGAUAGAGCUGCAACUUAGCCUCCCUCCUCCUGUCUCUUCAUGUAAAAGAGACUCCAGGUUCCCGAAAGCCUCAAUGUGCGCUCAGCCUUGUGCUUACAAUCAUUUUUCUCUCACACAUACUCCCUUUAAGUUUGUGAUCCCAACACAAACUACCAAACACACAGUUUUGCCUUUUCUCGUUGAUGGUAGCCUUGUUGUGUGUCACCUACAUGUGGUGAAAUGUUUCAGAGACUUAGAGCAAUAGUAAAUCCUGGUUGCUGUUAGGCCUUUCUUUAUCCUAAAUGUGAUGUGGAAUAAUUUAGUUUGUACACUAAUUACAAAUAUUGCCAAAUAUUCAUCAUAUGCAUGGUUGUGGACACUUGAUAAUCAAGGACAUGACGAUCAUCCCUAGUUUUCUUGUCCAAUAUUGUGUUUGCUUCUUUUUUGGAUGAAUUGUCUAUUUGCCAUACUCUGUGAUGUUCCUGAAUGCAGAGAGAUGAUGAGAUGCCAUAAUGUUGUCUAUGCAUGGGUAACAUUUAUUUAUCAAAUAUUCUACAAACAGGCUACUCUUUUAUAUCCCCUAAGAUGUAGAUGUUUAAUUCACAUAUUGUCCUUAUUUUAAUAUCAAAACCAACUAUAAUAUGUCACCAGUAUGAGAAUCAUCUUAGAUUAAACAGAUGCAUUUGAUUUAUGCGGAUUUACAUUUUAUGACCUUUGAUUAUAUUCGGAGUAACUUAAUUAUUUUCAAAUAUAUUCACUGCUAAGCACAGUAAUGCUACUGUACUGUAUAUACACAUAAAUAAAGGGUAAGCGGAUAAAUAAAUAAUUGCAUGGAAAAUGUUAUUUUUGUUAAUGUUUUUACUCAACGUUUACUCAACGUAUAUUUUUUAUUAUUUACUGUAUUUUCUGAUUGCCAGUGUGGGUUUUAUUUAAUGAUGGGAUCAUAAAUAAAACGAAAGGCUGUAAACCUC